AUGGCAACACGUUUCAUAAUACCCAUAGUCGACCAAUUUCUCAGUCAAGUAAUGAGCUUGGCCUACAUUACUAAUGCGAAAAAGAUUGUGAAGGAGAAGUUUACCCCAAGGCAGUUAGAGAUGUUCAAGAGAACAGUUUUUGGGCGAUUUGUAGACGUUGACAUGGUGUUUAACAGUCCAAUUAUCCAUCAUAUGUUGUUGAGAGAAGUGAAGAGGACAAGAUCUGACUCAAUCUCAUUCUCUGUUUGUGGAAAGUAUCUUGGUAAUCGAGUGACGAAGGACACCUUACAUGUUCGUCUACUAGAAGAAAAAUACAAGGAGUUGGAGUUUGAAAAUGACGAAGUUGCUAUGAAGAUCACAUUAGUCUACCAUACUGAGGUUGCAAUGAUGGGAAAGAACAAACAGAAAAGUGCAGUGGACCUUAAACGUUUUAAGGACGUUCAAAAUAUAAAGUACUACAACAGUCUAGAUUGGGGUACCAUUAUUUGGGAGAGGACACUCGAUGCUCUAAAGACUGCAUUGAAUGAUAAGAGUAGUCUAUACAAGACGAAGGUGAAAGGAAAUAAAAAUUUACAGUAA
This is a messenger RNA of Benincasa hispida (wax gourd), 579 nucleotides long. The record is from RefSeq and is a predicted model, not a curated record. NCBI's taxonomy places the organism in Eukaryota, Viridiplantae, Streptophyta, Magnoliopsida, Cucurbitales, Cucurbitaceae.